AUGGAAAGCACCCUGAUCAGCAUCUUCACUAUUCUCAUGGUUGUGGAGUUUAUAUUCGGAAACGUGAGCAAUGGAUUCAUAGUGCUGACAAACUGCAUUGACUGGGUCAGGAAAAGAACCCUUUCCUUGGUUAGUUGGAUCCUGCUCUUCUUGGCCAUUUUCAGAAUGAUUUUGAUUUGGGAAAUGCUGUUUGCGUGGCUGACAUAUCUGCAGAAUUCAUUUUUAUUUGUGGCUGGAAUAGAAAUAAGGGUUAUUAUGUUGACCUGGGUAGUUUCCAACCACUUUACUCUGUGGCUUGCCACCAUCCUCGGCAUUUUUUAUUUGCUAAAAAUAGCCAGCUUUUCCACGCCUGCUUUUCUCUAUCUGAAGUGGAGAGUAAGGAAAGUGCUUCUGAUGAUACUUCUGGGAAAUUUGGUCUUCUUGCUGUUCAACAUACUACAAAUAAGCAAACAUUUAGACAAUUGGAUGUAUCAAUAUGAAAGAAAUAUGACCUGGAGUUCCAGAACGAAUGAGUUUGUGAGGUUUUCAAAGCUGGUUUUAUUCGAGAUGAUUGUGUUCUCUGUAAUACCAUUCAUGGUGGCCCUAGUCUCUUUCAUCCUGCUAAUCUUUUCUUUGUGGAAACAUCUCCAGAAGAUGCAUCUUAGUUCCAGAGGAGAACAAGAUUCCAGCACCAAAGCCCAUGUGAAUGCCUUGAGAAUUAUCGUCUCCUUCCUUUUACUCUAUGCCACUUACUUCAUAUCCUUUUUUAUAUCACUCAUUCCUAUGAUGCAUCAAAAUGGAAUAGAUCAUAUGUUUAGCCUAACUGUUGGACUUUUCUACCCUUCAGGUCACUCAUUCAUCUUGAUUCUGGGACAUCCUAAUUUAAGACAAGCCUGUCUUUUGGUGGUGACACGACUGAGGUAUGGGCAAAAACAUUAG
Messenger RNA from Psammomys obesus (fat sand rat), 918 nucleotides. It is a transcript of the gene Tas2r13, whose product is annotated as taste 2 receptor member 13. The transcript has a single exon. Gene Ontology annotation, molecular function: bitter taste receptor activity; G protein-coupled receptor activity. Gene Ontology annotation, cellular component: membrane. Bases 1 to 918 code for a protein of 305 amino acids. NCBI's taxonomy places the organism in Eukaryota, Metazoa, Chordata, Mammalia, Rodentia, Muridae. Gene Ontology annotation, biological process: sensory perception of taste; G protein-coupled receptor signaling pathway; detection of chemical stimulus involved in sensory perception of bitter taste. The record is from RefSeq and is a predicted model, not a curated record.